AACCUGUUAUUAUGUAAUCGUAUAAAAGUCAAAAGGAUUGUUGUUAUUCACUAACUCCCCCGAAAGGCAAGAAGAAGGAGAGCGAGAAAUGGAGAGAAAACUUCACGACCAUACCCACAUUAUACUAAAAUAAAAUAAAAUUAUCCAUAAAUAGCCUAAUUAGCAUAUUCAUAUUCCUUUUGAUCAUUAACGAGAACACCACAACAACAACAACAACAACAACAAAAUGGGAGAUUCACAACAUUGCCGUUGUCUUCAUGGCUUUAUUUUGCUUGUUGUUAUGUUUCUUAUCUCUGUGUUUAGUUUAGCUUCAAAGAUGGACGUUUCUUCUCACGGUGACCAGAAACGUAGUCUCUCUAGCUCCAUUAAUUCCUCUCUUAGCGAGUCCGUGGAAUAUACAAUGUGCGCGAAUCAUAGGGAGGCUAAGGAUGGUAAACCAAUCGCAUUGGAUUUUGAUUGUGAAAGAGGAUAUGUUAUUUCUAAGAUCACUUACGCCGACUAUGGCCAAUCCACUGGUAGUUGUGGGAAAUUUAAACGCGGUAACUGCGGUGCAAGCAAUACCUUAAAUAUCGUCAAAAAGAAAUGUCUUAGGAAAGAGAAGUGUAAGUUGUUUGUUCCAGACAAGAUUUUUGGUCCGAGCCACUGCAAGGGAGCUCUAAGUCUCGUUAUUGACGCUACUUGUAGAAAAACUUAGUUUUUUCUUGUUUCCCACGUUAAAGGGAUUUUAUUUUUAAAUGAUUCGUAAUUUCGUAUCGCAUCUCUAUGUAAUAGCUUUUGUUUCCUACUUUAUUACACGUUUAUUUCAGAGUUUCAAUUUUUUUUUUCUGUUUCUAAUAUUAAUUUGAAUUUAGUCCAAGUCCUUUGUAACUUUUUUUUGAAAAAGUCCUAUGUAACUUAAUUAAUUACUCAA
Molecule: messenger RNA, 910 nt
Organism: Arabidopsis lyrata subsp. lyrata
Lineage: Eukaryota; Viridiplantae; Streptophyta; Magnoliopsida; Brassicales; Brassicaceae
Product: beta-galactosidase 15
Molecular function (GO): carbohydrate binding
Source: RefSeq, a predicted model, not a curated record